Messenger RNA from Cercospora beticola, 3207 nucleotides. RefSeq names its product transmembrane 9 family protein. Gene Ontology annotation, biological process: vacuolar transport; protein localization to membrane. NCBI's taxonomy places the organism in Eukaryota, Fungi, Ascomycota, Dothideomycetes, Mycosphaerellales, Mycosphaerellaceae. The record is from RefSeq and is a predicted model, not a curated record. Gene Ontology annotation, cellular component: Golgi apparatus; membrane.
UAACUUUCGACUCGCAGCGUGCCAAAGGGGAAGUUGGCGAUUCAUUGCCUUUUCACAUCACCGACUGUUCACAUCCACCCAUUAUCACCGCACCACCGCACCACCGCUCCGCUCCUCCCUCCUUCUCCCUCCCAGGUUCUCCGGACCGCUUUCACUCGCUUAGCCCGGCUGUAAGAUAGGAAACGACGCGACGCGCAGCUGCUGUAGCACGAGACUGCGCAAGCUGCCUGCAUCGCCCACAACCCGCCGUUUUGUACAAAUUCUCCGUCCGGGUGCGACACGACCGAUAUUGCUGAGAGGGGGAGUCGAUCUGCUGCUUCCCAGCACUGGUGGGGAGUAGAAGGGGUCGAGAUUCGCACACACUUCCACAUACACCAGACAUGGCUUCCGAUUACAGGAUACGCCUGAUCACACUGCUUCUGGCUGGUCUUCAGCUCGCAAACGCUUUCUACAUUCCCGGCUGGUCAGUCAAGUCCUAUUCCGAAGGCGAGCCCAUACCUUUAUUCGUGAACAAGAUAUACAGCGACAACACACAGAUCCAGUAUGCCUACGCCGAACUACCUUUCGUCUGCGCGCCUUCAGGUCGACAACGGCCGGGAACAGGUCUCAUCUCAGGAUCCAAUGUCGCAUUGAACUUAGGGGAGGUGCUGCGUGGAGAUCGCAUCGUGGUGUCCGACUAUGAGCUCGAGAUGGGUACCGAUCAAGAGGCGCGAUAUCUCUGCAGUCAAAAGGUGGACAAGAGUGCAUUGAAGAAAGCCAUCGAAGUCGUCAAGGACGGCUAUGUCGCCGAAUGGAUCGUCGACAAUCUUCCAGGAGCGACGAGCUUCGUUACGGUCGACAAGAGCAGAAAGUACUAUGCUUCGGGUUUCAAAAUGGGCUAUGAGGAGGUUUCAAUGGUCACUGGACAGCCACGAUACUUUCUCAACAACCACGUCACAUUGGUCAUUCGUUGGCAUCGCGCCCCAGGAAGAGACGGCGAUCGAGGCAAGAAGGUAAUCGUUGGCUUCGAAGUCUACGCAAAGUCCAUUGGAGCUGAGAAUCGCGAUGCAUCCGGACUUCCAGCGGACCUCCACGACAUCAAAGCUGGAAUGGAGCUCGCAUAUGGCAACUCUACUCUCAACGCGAGCGCGCUUCACGACCCCAAUGUGUACCACGGCUACGACACUAUCGACGACAUGCCAGACGAUGCGACUGUGACCAUUCCAUAUACCUACUCCGUGUACUUCCGCGAAGAGGACAGGGUGGACUGGUCGAAUCGAUGGGACUUGUAUUUCGUCAAUCAGGAGGACAGCAAUGGCAUCCACUGGCUUGCCAUAAUUAAUUCACUCGUCAUCUUUGGUGGACUGUCCACAGCAGUCGCUUAUAUCCUGACCCGCACCAUUCGAGGGGAAAUUGCAGGCUAUAGAGAGCUGGGCAUGGAAGAAGGAAAGCUUCGCAUUGGCAAGCGAAACAAGGGCACCAAAACGCCACCCAAGACGGGUGCAGACAAAGGCGGACUGCUCGAAAAGGUCGAUGUUCUCGCACAGCCCGAAGAUGCCGACUCGGACGACGAGGAUGUUCUGGAAGACAUCACAGGCUGGAAGCUGGUGCAUGGCGACGUCUUUCGGGAGCCUGCACACGGGCGACUCCUCGCGCCCCUAGUCGGAUCCGGCAUGCAACUGGUGUUCAUGUCUAUCGGACUCCUGGCUCUUUCCUGCUUUGGCGUUCUCAAUCCGUCUUUCCGUGGCGGCUUCGUGUCUGUGGGCUUCGCGCUUUUCAUUAUCGCUGGAGCCUUCUCGGGCUACUUCUCAGCACGCAUCUACAAGACGGUCGGAGGCAACAACUUCCAGCACAUUGCCAUUGUCACAGCGACCCUCUUCCCUGGCCUUCUCUUUGCAACAACAUUCGUGCUCAAUCUCUUCGUCUGGAUCCAGGCUUCUUCCACUGCCAUUCCGUUCGGCACCCUACUCGGCCUAAUCGCACUUUGGCUUCUAGUGCAGUUGCCUCUUGUCUACGUGGGCAGCUACUAUGGCUUCAACAAGGCUGGCGCAUACGCACACCCCAUUCGACCCACCAAAGUGCCGCGUCAGAUCCCACAGCAAGCUUGGUACAGCCGCCAAGCCCAGACCAUCUUGCUCGCCGGGUUGAUCCCCUUCGCUGUCAUCUUCAUCGAGCUCAUGUUCGUUUUCCGCAGCCUCUGGCAGGACAAGAGCGGUUAUUACUACGUCUUUGGUUACAUGGCCGUGGUCUCCUCCAUUCUCGUUCUAGCUGUCAUGGAGACGACAGUUAUUGCUGUCUACGUACAGCUUUGCUCCGAGAACUAUCACUGGUGGUGGCAAUCUUUCUUCGUCGGCGGGUCCUCUUCCAUCUGGAUAUUCCUUUAUUGUGUAUAUUACUAUUUCAACCACCUCCACAUCACGGGCCUAGCGAGCACGAUGCUGUUCUUCAGCUAUAGUUUUCUGGCAUGUCUGACGCAUGGUCUCCUCACUGGCACCAUCGGCUUCCUCACGGCAUAUGCGUUCGUGCGGAGGAUAUACAGCGCAAUCAAGGUAGAUUGAGUCAAUCGCCUUUGAGUAUAAAAGUAUAAGUUUUCACGAGAGUCUACUAUUUGGCGAGCCAAAUCCUUCCGUGAGAGUUCUUCCCAACAUUCAGGCUCACAAUUGUUGGCGCUUCAGGAUACGCGAGAACCACCUCACGCGUAGGCCAUCUAGGAGCCGAAGCCAAACAAUCGGGCUCAGCCACAUCGAGCAGCAACAUCUUGUCGCUCAUUGGAUCUCGUAAAGUUAUCCUGGGCCCACAAUUGCAUACUCCAGGCCUUCCGGAGCCGAUAUGGCACCCAUUCACAGCCUCCGAAGACAGGAUUCACUCUCUCUGGUUGGAGCGAUCGAGGCAGACUGUUAACACGGCUAGUUGUGACGCCUGCGGACACGCGUUGGGGAAGGGAGAGGGAGAGGACGUGAGUGAAAAGCAAUUGAGCGAUUCUCACUGGUUGUCGGGAUGAAGCUCCUGAUACAAUCAACUCGAUAAAGAUAACAGAUAAUGUGAAAAGCCGACUGGACAGUCAUUUGCAUAUUGACAUUAAUUGUUCUGGGUGUUCAUUUGCGGAAGUCACCACAUUCGAUUCAAUAAGUUUAUAUAUGUUGAAGCCAGCGAGUCUGGAAUAUCUGACCUUGAUAUCACGCUGCAUUCUUAAUAAGUUCCCGCCCUAGCGCCAUCCCAGUAUACCCA